AUGGCAGAAAAGAGUAAUCUGUCCCAAGAAUUCACACUUCCCAAACACAGACACAAGCUAAAGGUCAUCGAGCGGCCUCUCGAUGAGGACUCUGUUUGCAACAUGUGCUUCCUGAGCUGCAAAGAAUCUAAUAUCCAUGCUUGUGAGAUCUGUAGGUUCCGGAUACAUGUUUCAUGUGCUCAGGGAAUAGAAGAAUGGAAACUGAAUCCUGCAGGAAGUCGUAAACAACAUGAUCAUUUCCUAAUUCUCCAGCGAAGGCCCGCCACUUUCCAUUGUGAUGCUUGUGGUAAGGAAGACAAUAAAGAGCCCUCUUAUCUAUGUACUGAAUGUCAAUUCUGGAUACAUAACAGCUGUGCCAAUUUGGACCCGGAGUUCAACCACGGAGACCAUGACCACAAGCUCUCCCUCGAGUUUUCUCUUCCAGAAGAAUUUCGAGAAUUCAAACUCUCCUGCGAAGUCUGCAGCGAAAAACUCCUUCCUGCUUAUUGGGUUUAUCAUUGUGGUCCUUGCAGAUACUUUGUACACGUCAAAUGUGCCGGGAAAAAGAGAAUGGCAGCUGAUGAUAACAUCGAGGCCUUUCCUAAGUUGAACUUGGCCCUGCUGCCAGAGGCUAAUGAAACUGUGCAACUUAUAGUAAGGUUUCUUAAUCAAAACGGCAUUUUAGAAAAUCUAAUGCCAUUGCAGAUUGACAAUUUUCAACACAAGAUGCAUUCGUUAGUUCUUUCAAAUAACACAAACAAGGAUAAAUUAGUCUGUGAUGGCUGUGUUGGGCCUAUUGUUGACCGGCGGUAUUAUAGUUGUCAACAGUGCAGUUACUUUCUACAUAUAACUUGCUCUCAGUUACCGGGAGAUCUGGAGCUGUAUCAUCCAUUUCACCCGGAACAUCCACUUUACAUAAGGCAUCCAGAGUAUUGCUGUUUCUUCCGGCAAUGCAGUCAUUGUAAAUUAGACACUAACGGUUGGUGGUUUGAAUGCACAGAGAGAGAUUGUGGCUUCCACCUUGAUAUGAAGUGUGCUUUUAUACCUAAAGCUAUUGCUCAUAGAUCACAUAGGCACCCCCUUUGUCGAAUUUCAGUUUCCAAUGUCGAUUGCAGCGCUUGUGGCAGACGCCUCUCUGGUUUGUCAUACGGUUGUAAAGCCUGUGGUUUCUACCUAGGAAAUGAUUGUGCUCUAUUGCCGGCUACUACCACCCACAAAUGGGAUGAACACCCACUUACUCUCAUUUUCCCCCCUUUCACUGACCAUCCAGAUGAAUUCUUGUGUGAGAUCUGUGAAACAUUUGCACAUCCCAAGUAUUGGCUCUAUCAUUGUAGGGAAUGUGAUCAAUCUUUUCAUCCACAUUGCAUCCCUCGACAUGGUAUGUCUCGCAAUAUCAAGUUUGGUAGCACCAUCCAAAUUGCUGAGCACUCACUAAAAUUAGUCGAAAAAGGUGAAUUUAAGUCCCAGUGUGGUGUAUGUCGAGACCAUUUGUAUGAGACAGAAGCCCUGCUCUGCACAGCUUGUAAUUUGCAUAUUUGCCGCAAAUGUAUUUGUGUCAAUCUGAAAAAGGAGGAUACAGCAAUUAUAUCGCCUUGCAGUAAAACUCUCGGGGAUUCUUAA
Molecule: messenger RNA, 1599 nt
Organism: Solanum verrucosum
Lineage: Eukaryota; Viridiplantae; Streptophyta; Magnoliopsida; Solanales; Solanaceae
Exons: 2
Coding region: 1-1599 (532 amino acids)
Source: RefSeq, a predicted model, not a curated record